Dunckerocampus dactyliophorus (ringed pipefish) is the source of this 8055-nucleotide messenger RNA. RefSeq names its product ST8 alpha-N-acetyl-neuraminide alpha-2,8-sialyltransferase 1 (gene st8sia1). Gene Ontology annotation, molecular function: alpha-N-acetylneuraminate alpha-2,8-sialyltransferase activity. Lineage: Eukaryota; Metazoa; Chordata; Actinopteri; Syngnathiformes; Syngnathidae. Gene Ontology annotation, biological process: oligosaccharide metabolic process; N-glycan processing. The transcript has 6 exons. Bases 6106 to 7113 code for a protein of 335 amino acids. The record is from RefSeq and is a predicted model, not a curated record.
UGCAUAAAACCGGCGUGUUGCUGACGCACUGGUGUGGUUGAAGCUACGAGGUCGUAGUGCCAGUUUGUCCUUGUAGAGUAUUGUAAACUUUUAUAAGAUAAUAUAUAUUUUCUGUAAAAUUUUCUCUCCACAAUCUUGCGAUGUGCAUUGAAACGAUGGAUGUGAGCAACGCUGAACACAUGGAAGCUCUCCGGCUAACUUUGAAACCCACAACCAAGGUCCGCUGGACGCAGCUGCGCAUGGCCGCUGAGGAGGACGAGCACUUCGGAUCGUGUCGAGGCACCACGGCGAAGCAGAACACGGGGAAGCGCCAACGACGGGAUGGGCGACGGGCAGUAAGAUGCGUCGGUCUCCCUUACAGCGUGGAUCAACGGAAGGACAGACGAGCCGCGGCCUGCACGCGACAACUUCAUCCUGGAGCAAUGGCGCCGGAGAACACCACGCAGUACUUGAUAAGCGAGCACGAAGACAACAUGGCGUCGAAUAGCAAUGACUCGCAGAAACCAAUCGCCUCGCUCGGUACACCGUCCCUUCUUUACGGCGAAUGCCUUUCACCCAGUAGUGUUUACACAGCACUGGAUUCUGAAUAUUAUGAGAAUUGUCUUGCCUUCCAACAGAGGGACUUUGAGGACAUGUUUAGCACAUGUUGGUAACCCGGAUGUCGGGGAAUGACGUGACCUCGCAUUCCAAGGCGGAGGAACUUUUUCCUGUUGGAAAAGUGGCGCACUGGACGCCGCCCCGCCCAGUCAGGGAGCGCUCCCAAGCCUCCCGACGCGCUGGCCCGACGAGCGGACCAAACGCACCUCAGCUGUGGUCUGGCCACUGGUUGCAAGUCAGGUAACACUGGGCAGGUAUUGUUGCACUGCUUUGUCCUUCAUGGUUCCAUGCAACCUCUGUCACUGUCUGAGAGUUUUCCAGGUCAACCCUGCCGCGACUAAAGGCUCUGCUGCGGGAGACCCUGGAGUUCGCUCGGUCUUCCAAGACUCAUGAAAGGUGACCUUUUAACAUAAGACACUUGUAGUCGCUAUAAAAGACGCUUGUACACGUGUCUUGUACCUAGGAUCGAUUUCGGAUUAUGUUUAUAUUCAAAUUUGGCUUGGAUAGAUGUGGAUCGUGUGAUCAAAAGUUGAUUUUAUAAAUGAAUGUCCAAAUAAAGGCGCUUGAUGUGUACAAAAGCUUUUUUUGUUAUCCUUUUGCAAAUUGUCAAACAUUGAAAGUGAAAUGAUGCAAGAAAACCUCACAUUGCAUAGGUAAGUUUUAUUUUGAACAAGCUAUACUUGUUUUUAAUUUUUUGCUCAUCCGCCUCAACCCCUAUGAGACAAACACAUAUCUAUCUUUGGCCACUAUUUUGAUUUCACAAAAACUGACAGCAUUCUAUAGAAUAUUAACUUUUUAAGAAUAAGUGAAUACAUUAUACCGCUGAUUCUCUGCCGUUUCUUUAAGUUACAAAAGGGCAUCUUUAUUGGUCACGUGACGUUUUCUUGAAGCGAUUCACUGGGGUUUGGGGUUUCGCUCUUUGAGGUCGACACAUAUGCCGACGUGUCGAUAUUCCCGGAUGUGUUUUUGGAUGCUGCUAUCCCUGUGUCUAGCAGUGUUUUAGGUUUAGUUAUUUUUGGGUAUUUUUUUUCACCCGUGGCUGGGCCUGGAUGAUGUUACACUUUUUCCUUUUGUGUUUUUGGACUCUUUGUAAUAAACUUUAGUUACACGGACACUCUUCUCUGCAUCUUGAGGUCCUAGUUACUGGCUAGAGGAAGACUAGAAAGAAACGCAUUCUGAAAUCUAAAAAUGUGAGUUGUAAAUACCAGAGUUUUAAUGUUCUGGUAAGUCAAGCACAUUUGCAUUGUUUGGCUUGAAAUAAGCCGUGAAGAUAAAUGUUGCAAAAAUGAGUAGCUCUUGGCAAUUUGUAAAAGUAGCUCUCACAAAAAAAAUGUUGCUUACCCCCUGAUAAAGUCAAUAGUACAUUUACAAUCGAUGAGUUUCAGUAUCCGUACGGAGGAUUGGUAUCGGCAGCAUAAAACCCUUGCUCAAGAGGUUGAAGCUUUACUAGUUCCUGGACGUCCUGUACGCAUCGGCAUCCCAAAGUAAUCAUAUCCUCCUCAUUGGGACGUGGCUCCACCCACUUCAAUCGAGCAGCGUUUGCUCAGUGUGAUCACCUCCAUCAGUCUGCAGGUGGCAGCCAUCAGAGGAACAGCGACUCCUCGUCAUUAAAGUCCUUUCCUUUCCAUGUGGACACACGUCUCACCUCAGCAAUGUUCAUGCAUCCAUGAGGUUCCCCUCUUUCCUCGCCUGGUCAAUUGCACAAGUGGAGUGCAAUAAUGAGUUCACAGUGCGAAGUAGUCGGUUUGAUACUUAAUUCAACUGUUUAUUGCUGUGUUUUUCGACAUAAAAUUCUUUAGAAUCAUAUAUGUCACUUUGAAGGUGUAAUUCAUCUCAGCUGUCUAAUUUGGCCAUUUUAUUGCUGUUGUGUAAAUUCGCUGGUGAUGCCUUCACUGACCUUUUGUAAUCUUAAAGUUUCAUUUGCGUCCAGCCAACGGUGCAUUCAAGGACAAUUGUAAUUUUCAGCGCUUGGCGAGAAUACACAAAGACAGUAAUUCUCCUAAUGGCCCUACAGUAUUUUGGUAUCAGUUACAUUUGUAUUUAGAUGUAUCUAUCUAUGUCUAGAUAUAAUUGCAUAUGCUUUGCAUGGUUAAUGUGAUUACGACUAUCUUAUUUGUGUCUUAUAGAAACCAUAAACAAACAGCUUCAUAAAAAGAGUGGCAUGAAUGUGACGGGACGUCUGCGAUCAUUAUUCCAGCCGGACAACCUGGGGAGAUUGAAAAUUCUAAUCAGUUGCCUUAUAGAGUCCUUUAGAGGUCACACGUUUGGAUAAUAUACCAACACCUCUUUUACAACCCUGAUCGGCGCAUCUCUACUUAUAAAGCAUUUUAAUCUGUCUAUCCAUUUUCUACUGCAAUGCGGAUGCUUUAGGGGUCAGGCGCCAUAAUAUGGUAGCCUACCCUGGUCAUUAAGAGAGAGCAAGAAGUAAAUUUUCCACCUAGCUAAUUCUGUAGCUAGUGCAAACACUUUUGACGAAGAAGAUGGCAAAAAGAAAGAGGAGUACCGUACAUUUCAACAAAUUUUGCUUUAUCAAUAUUGAGGUGUUUCUCGCCACCUUAUGUUGUCUAUUGUUAAUGUGAGAUUUACUGCUCGGUUUUUCAUCUAUCAUGAUCCCAAAAAUGUAUUUUUGCUCACCAUUUCUAUGUCCACACCGUCAAUUUGUAUUUGGUCAUACAUGUCCUUUCUGCUAUUACCAAAUAGCAUUAUUUUAGUUUUACUUAGGUUCAAGUAUAAUCUAUUUUUAUCAAACCAUCUUUUUAGUAUGGCCGUUUCAUCUGUGACUUUAUUCAUUAGCUCUCCUGUGCUUUCCCCAGAACAAAAAGCAGUAGCAUCAUCCGCAAAUAAUACCAACUUUAAGUCACUUUACAGAUGUCAUUAAUAAACAAUGUAACCAAUUUUGGACCCAGUAUUGACUCUGUGGUCCUCUGCACGUAAUAAUUAAACUUGCAGAUGUGUAUUCUCCUAGCUUUACAAAUUGCUUCCUGUUUGCUAGGUAACUUUUAACCCAAUUUAAAACUAACUCUCUGAUUCCGUACCUUUCCAACUUUGUAAUUAGGAUGUUGUGAUUAAUUGUAUGGAAAGCUUUUGUCAGAUGCAUAAAUACUGCAGCUGGUCUAUAGCGUUGGUACUUUUCUCAGUCAUUUCAAUCAGUGCCAUGGGGGUUGAAAUGCUAGCUCUGUAUCCGUAUUGGCUGUCCGCAAGUAAUUCAUUCUUAUUAAUACAUUUGUCCAAACUGCUAUUAGAAAAUUGUGGUAAUGAGGAAACUGGUCGGUAGUUUGUAAAUUUAUGUUUGUUUCCGUUUUUGAAGAUUGUAACUACUUUAGCUGUUUUCAUUUUAUUAGGAAAUUUACCAGUCUGGAAUGAUAAGUUACUGAUGUACCUCAGCGGUUCUACGAUGUCCUUGAUAAGCCUUUUAUAUCGUUUCCAUUUCAAUUCCAUUACAAUCAGCCGACGUUUUUGCUUGACAGUUCUUGACAAGAUCAGUGAUUUCCUUUUUUGUCACAUCAGCGAGGAACAUGGAAUUAAGAUUCCUGUCUAUUGUUUCAUUCCUUUCCUCGACUGUCCAGAAUUUUGGAAUCUCUUCUUCCUGUUUUGGUCCAAUAUUUACAAAGUAGUUAUUCAACUUUUCAACUACCUCAUUCAUAUCAUCAUUAUUGGUGUUUCCAACCAUAAAAUAAUGAGGACAGUCUGCUUUCUUAGUACUAUAAUACUGUUUAGAAAGCCCCAAGUUGCUGUAAUAUUGUUUUUAUUUUUGUCUAAUAAUUGACUGUGAUAUUCUUUCUUACACACGCUUAAGAUUGUCAACUUAUUUUCGUAUGUCUGAUAUGUUUUUCUGCUUCUUUGGCUUGUUGAAUGAUAAUUUCCUCAUCCAUCCGUCUUCUUCCGUUUAUCCAAGGUCGGGUCGCGGGGGCAGCAGCCUAAGCAGGGAAGCCCAGACUUCCCUCUUCCCGGCUCCUUCGUCCAGCUCCUCCCGGCGGAUCUCGAGGCGUUCCCAGGCCAGUUUAGGGACAUAGUCUCUCCAACGUGUCCUGGGUCUUCCCCAAGGCCACCUACCGGUUGGACGUAGAUCGACCAGUAAAUUGAGAGCUUUGCCGUUCGGCUCAGCUCCCUCUUCACCACAACGAACCGAUGCAGAGUCCGCAUCACUGCAGACGUCGCACCAAUCCGCCUGUCCAUCUUGCGUUCCUGAUCAUUUCCUAUACAGGCAUUUUUUAGUCCUUUUGUCUAUUUAUUAUUUUGGCCAAGUUUUCAUCCACAAAUGCAAAUAUUGCAGUAAAAAAAACAUUUUCAUUUUUUUCCUCAAAGAUUUUGAACAAUAUAUUCAACUUAUAAACAAACCUGACAACAAGAAGGCUCUAAAAAAUGAAGAAUUUGCUCUGAUUUAAAGUUUUUCAUUUCAUGUAACGCCUGGCUGUAUGCUUCAAGGGACACCCACGUAACACCCAACGUUAAAAUAAUAUUCUCCUAUUGCUCCCGCAAUGUGCAAAACUUAUGUAACAUUCUUGGAACAUUCUAUGAAUGUUGCCCCUCAAGUUCGCAGCAAACAUAUUCAGAACGUUUCCGCGUCAUGCUAGCCGAACGAUCAAUGAACGAUCCCACUGUUUGGUCCCGUGGGUCGAGGACACGCGCAUGCGCAAGGCCUAUACUUCCCUCGUGUGGAGCUCGGUGGUAGGACAGCAAAAUAUCAUCCCCGGAAAUCGACAAAACUAGACCGCAUCCACCAACCAAAUGUCAGUAAGUAGAAUGAAUCAAGUAUAAAGAACCUUUUUAUAGUUUAAUUUCACACAAAAGUGCACAGAGUAAUCAAUAACAAGACCUAAGUCCAAGCUGCCAGUGUCCACCAAAUAUUAAUGGCUUGCACAUUCAUUGUUAUUGCAGGACUUAGUGACUCCCUUAUUAAAGCAGUUCUUACCAUAUAGCUUCAUGUAAAUGACGCCAAAAGACACUUGAAAAAGUUAGUAUGUACACAAUGGACGUAAUAUCCACUUCCCCGUAGGAGAAAAACGAGCUCCAAACUAACCGCAUUGCUUGUUUGUUUUAAAAACGGGGGGACAAAAGACGAGAAAAAACGACGGUUCGUUCAUUUCAAGGAACCGGCUCUCGUCGUUCAGUCCAAAGAGCUGGAUUGUUCGCGAACGACCCAUCACUAGUGCCUACUCCCCCUUGCUGCAGGACCUCCGAUGAGAGGCCCCGAGAAAGGAAAGGGCGCCACGCCGAGAAGGAGGCUAGGGAGAAUGGCUUCUCUGCGGUAGCGUUUGUACACCGAGAAGACGCACUGCGUGUGAGCAAAACCUGCUUGACUCCAAACCAGCCCUGCGUGCGGCGUCUCCACCGUCUGCCCUCCCAUUGCCUCCGAGCCAUCAGUCACUCUCCACCCCGUGCCCGGCACGAGGCGGCGGCUUGCUGCAAGCGGCAGCUCGGUGGAGACGACCUCCAUGCACCGGCCGCUCUGAAGGCCACCGACAGACCGAGACGCGAGGGAGCGAGAAAGGCAGCGUAGAGGGGAAGAUGUUGAUGCGGUGCUACCGGGCCAGGCUGUCGGCGUGGGCCGCUGUGUUCGUGCUGGUACUGUGCUGGUUCUAUGUGUUCCCGGUGUACAGGCUCCCCCGUGAAAAGGACAUCGUGGAAGAGGUGCUGAGGCAGGGGAACGCCUGGAAGAGGAACCAGACGGGCAUAGACUUGUACAGGAAGCUGAUGAGGGACUGCUGCGACCCCCAGAAGCAGUUUGCGCUGACUAAGGAGAACACGCCGUUGGGCAAAGUGCUGUGGUACGACGGCGAGUUCUACUACUCGCACACGGUCAACAACGACACGCACUCGCUGUUUGUGCAGGACAACCCUUUGCAGCUACCCCUGAAGAAAUGUGCGGUGGUGGGAAACGGAGGCAUCCUGCGGCACAGCCGAUGCGGGCGCAACAUCGACCAGUUCGACUUCGUCAUGAGGUGUAACCUUCCGCCCGUUUCCAAGGAAUUCGUGGAGGAUGUGGGAAGCAAAACCCACCUGGUGACGGCCAACCCCAGCAUCAUUGACAAAAGAUUCCAGGGCCUCCUAUGGUCCAGAAAGUCCUUUGUGGACAGCGUGAAGGCCUACGGCUCUAGCUACAUAUACAUGCCGGCCUUCUCCAUGAGGCCCGGCACCGACCCGUCCCUGCGGGCCUCCUACGCCCUGGCGGACUCCUCGUCCAACCUCACCAUGCUCUUCGCCAACCCGGCCUUCCUGCGCAGCGUGGGCCAAUUCUGGAAGGCCCACAACGUGCACGCCAGGCGCCUCUCCACAGGGCUCUUCAUGGUGAGCCUGGCGCUGGGGCUGUGCGAGGAGGUGGUCGUGUACGGCUUCUGGCCCUUCUCGGUGGACCUGGCCGAGCGGCCCAUCAGCCACCACUACUACGACAACGUGCAGCAGAACAGCUGGUUCCACGCCAUGUCUGAGGAGUUUGUGCAGCUGUGGGAGCUGCACAAGAGCGGAACACUGCGGAUGAGGCUGGGACGCUGCUCUCAAGAGGAGCCGGGGAGCUAGUGCGCCGCCAGUGAGCGUCCCUAAUGCAAACAUGAACUGCUCAUACAUUACCCUCCCUAAUGCCAAGAUAAAUAUUCACCAUAGCUCCAUCCAAGCCUCUUGGGACUAAUUCAGGUGGAUUUCUAAGGGGGCGGGGAGUUGUUACUGUAUCUUUUUGACAUAUGGGGCAGCUGGACCACACCCCCUACAUCGCCAUUACCUCCCCCAGUUGUCAAACAGAAGGCGGGGAGGAGCUGCGGGAAUAGUUCAAUCGGUUGUCGUCCAGAUGCCAAAUAAGGCUUUCGGUCAAGACAGGAGCCACGGGUGGCCAAUCAAGUCAACCCAAGUUGAACCCUCCUGGGACAAGAAGGGGAAAUAUUUAGCUUAUUGCCAACUCUCAGACACGCUGUGUGCGGUCUUACUAUUAUUUGGCAUCUUCCUGUCCCCUCUCCUCCGGUAUUUUUCAUAGAAAUAUUGUGUUUUGGUGCAUGUGCACGAGAGCCAAACACGAUGCCUAAGAGCAGCUAAAUACUCCUUUGCGGUUUUUUGCGUGCAAAGGGUGAUAAGUGUGAAUGUGCCAUACGGUCAGCUGAGAUACCAGCCGAUGAUGUCGUGUUUGUGCCCAUUGUCCUGUGACGGUUCACGGCAGACGUGUAUUUGUUUUUUUUGUCGCUGUUUACUUGCACUAACUUUUGUUUGUUGAGCCGUCAUGUGACUUGGUCAUGGAGGAGGGCUUUCAACGGUGUAUAUUUGGUCUUGUCUAUUUCCCCGUGUUUCCCCAUACAUUCAUUGAGUUUCACCCUCGCUCAUUAACACAUAAGGCACCUGGAAUGCCGGAGAAGAAGACGUAGCAGGAGGUAUGGGUGGUGUGGGGUGGGGCAAACUGUGGCCCAAGCGUUUGAAUCUGGCUCACCAGUCGUUUCCAAAUUCCUUUUUUUACAACCUUUAACAUGGAAGCUGUAU